Coregonus clupeaformis (lake whitefish) is the source of this 1331-nucleotide messenger RNA. It is a transcript of the gene snai2, whose product is annotated as snail family zinc finger 2. Lineage: Eukaryota; Metazoa; Chordata; Actinopteri; Salmoniformes; Salmonidae. Gene Ontology annotation, molecular function: DNA-binding transcription factor activity, RNA polymerase II-specific; RNA polymerase II cis-regulatory region sequence-specific DNA binding. The coding region runs from base 179 to 961 and encodes 260 amino acids. Gene Ontology annotation, biological process: regulation of DNA-templated transcription. The transcript is spliced from 3 exons. The record is from RefSeq and is a predicted model, not a curated record.
UCUUUACUGCUGCCUGCUGUACUGUUACAACAGCACUCUCUGCGCUACACGAUGACACUUCACUGGACUAUGCAAUAAGGAUUUCCGUCUCUGCAGUGAUUUGUCGCACCCUGAGGGGACCGUUAUAUUUACCAAAAAAGUGUUAUUCCAAAGUUUCAGUCCCAUUUAUUUUUCCAAGAUGCCACGCUCGUUUCUUGUCAAGAAACAUUUCAACUCCUCUAAGAAGCCAAAUUAUAGCGAGCUGGAAAGCCCUAUAGUAUUUAUUUCACCGUAUCUCUACAAGGGCCUUCCAUUGCCUGUCAUCCCUCAACCGGAGAUCCUUAGCUCGGUGGCUUACAACCCUAUCACAGUAUGGACUACGAGCAACUUGCCGUUAUCUCCGCUUUCAAGUGACCUUUCUCCCAUCUCUGGAUACCCCUCAUCGCUCUCUGACACCUCAUCCAAAGACCACAGCGGCUCUGAGAGUCCCAGGAGCGAUGAAGACGAGCGGAUGCUUACCAAACUCACAGACCCUCAUGGAGUGGAGGCAGAGAAAUUCCAAUGUAGUUUGUGUAACAAGUCCUAUUCUACUUAUUCUGGACUGCUGAAGCAUAAGCAACUGCACUGCGACGCUCAGACGAGGAAAUCCUUCAGUUGUAAAUACUGUGAAAAGGAGUACGUCAGUCUUGGAGCACUAAAAAUGCACAUAAGAACUCACACUUUGCCUUGUGUCUGUAAAAUAUGUGGCAAAGCUUUCUCAAGACCGUGGUUGCUUCAGGGACACAUCAGAACGCACACCGGAGAGAAGCCAUUCUCCUGCCCCCAUUGCAGUAGGGCUUUUGCGGACAGGUCCAACCUCAGGGCUCACCUACAAACCCAUUCGGAUGUGAAAAAAUACCAAUGCAAGAACUGUUCCAAAACCUUCUCCAGAAUGUCUCUUCUGCACAAGCAUGAGGAAUCUGGUUGUUGUGUAGCACAUUGAGACUACUGGACUGGGAUGCAGUGCCACCGCCAGAGCCCUCCGGUACUUUCCAGUCCUCAAUAACUGUUCAGGGGAUAUUACAUACUGAGGCUUUGUUACAAAAUAUGCAAGACUUUCUUUGACUGACUGCCUGAAUGACAAUCCAUUUCGUUUCAGUGUAAAAAAACAAAUACUCUGUCUGUCAUGUGCUUUUCAUUUUAAGCAGUUUUUUUUUCUCCUAUUGCAAUCAGUGUUGAACUAUACAGUAUGUUUGUUAUACCAUGUGCCAUUCUGUCUGUACUUUUCAUGUACUUUUGGGCAGGGGCGCAACUUUGGUUUUAGAAGUGGGGGGGGACAUAAUUAUAUAUUUUUAUCCAGUCAGAUAAACACU